Drosophila arizonae is the source of this 392-nucleotide messenger RNA. RefSeq names its product transcription elongation factor 1 homolog. The record is from RefSeq and is a predicted model, not a curated record. Gene Ontology annotation, molecular function: RNA polymerase II complex binding. Gene Ontology annotation, cellular component: transcription elongation factor complex. Gene Ontology annotation, biological process: transcription elongation by RNA polymerase II. NCBI's taxonomy places the organism in Eukaryota, Metazoa, Arthropoda, Insecta, Diptera, Drosophilidae.
UUUUCUUAAUACACGAUAAAUUAAUUGUAGUGCUAUCAAUUUAAUUAAAAUAGAGUACCCUAAUUAAAUAUGGGACGAAGAAAAUCUAAGAGAAAACCUCCACCUAAACGCAAGAACAUCGAACCACUGGAUCAGCAGUUUAAUUGUCCAUUUUGUAAUCACGAAAAGUCAUGCGAAGUAAAAAUGGACAAGGGCCGGAAUACCGCUAAAAUAACAUGUCGCGUUUGUCUAGAGGACUUUCAAACUGGAAUUAACUUUUUGUCAGAACCCAUCGACGUAUAUAAUGAUUGGGUUGAUGCAUGUGAAACUGCGAAUUGAACCUAGUAUAUAUUUUAUAAAUAUGGUUUUUACUUUUACAAAUUCAUUUUGAUACUUAAAUUUGUUUCAUUGUA